Messenger RNA from Phragmites australis (common reed), 1541 nucleotides. Its product is annotated as endoglucanase 14-like. Gene Ontology annotation, biological process: carbohydrate metabolic process. The coding region runs from base 84 to 1541 and encodes 485 amino acids. Gene Ontology annotation, molecular function: hydrolase activity, hydrolyzing O-glycosyl compounds. The record is from RefSeq and is a predicted model, not a curated record. NCBI's taxonomy places the organism in Eukaryota, Viridiplantae, Streptophyta, Magnoliopsida, Poales, Poaceae. The transcript has 5 exons.
UCAAUCAGGAAAAAGUUUCUGCAGAACAAGAAGUGAUCUUCUUCCUAGACACACACACAGAGCGAGAGCGAAGAGAGAUCGAGAUGGGUGGAAUGGUGCGGCUUCUUGCUGCUGUUGGGCUCGCGGCAUUGUGCUGCUUGGGCUGUAGAAUCUCCUCAUGCGAAGGCCAGCCAGACUACCGCGCCGCGCUGGCAAACUCGCUGCUCUACUUCGAGGGGCAGCGCUCCGGUAGGCUGCCGCCCGACCAGCGCGUCCGGUGGCGAGGUGACUCCGCUCUCGCCGACGGUAGCGACCACGGCGUGGAUCUGACCGGAGGGUACUACGACUCCGGCGACAACGUCAAGUUCGGCCUCCCCAUGGCGUUCACCGUGACAAUGCUGUCGUGGAGCGUCGUCCAGUACGAGAGGCCGCUGGCCACGGCGGGCGAGCUCCGGCACGCGUUGGCCGCCGUCCGAUGGGGCGCGGACUACCUGGCCAGGGCGCACGCGGGCGACGAGACCUUGUACGUGCAGGUCGGCGACGGCUACUCCGACCACUCCUGCUGGCAGCGCCCGGAGGACAUGGACACACCCCGGACGGUCUACAGCGUCAAUGCCUCCAGCCCAGGCUCCGACGUCGCGGCCGAGACGGCCGCCGCGCUGGCCGCCGCCGCCGUCGCGUUCCGGCGGCUCGACAGCCGCUACAGCGCGACGCUCCUCGCACACGCGGAGCAGCUGUUCCGUUUCGCCAAGAACCACCGUGGCCUGUACCAUAAGAGCGUGCCGGCGGUCGCAAGCUUCUAUCCUAGCGGUGGCGACGAGCUGCUCUGGGCUGCAGUCUGGCUCUACGUCGCCACCGGCGGUGAAGACUACAAGGCCUACAUCGCCGGCGCCGGCAACAGCGGCCAGGUGCAGUCAGAGUUCUCAUGGGACAACAAGUUCGUCGGCGCCCAGGCAUUGAUCCUUGUCCUUGAAGGGAAACUGGCCGACGCCGGCAACCCCGCCGUGCUGAAGAGCAACCUGGAGCAGUUCCUCUGCAACGUGUUGCAGCGCGGGGGCAGCGCCAAGCAGAGCCCCGGCGGCGUGCUCUGGUGGCAGCGGUGGAACAACCUGCAGUUCGUCACGUCGGCAGCGUUCAUCCUCGCCGCGCACUCCGACCACCUGGCUGCCGCGGGGGCCUCGCUCCAGUGCGGCGGGGUGAGUCUGCCGCCGUCGCAGCUCCUCACCUUCGCGCGGUCGCAGGUGGACUACAUCCUCGGGGCGAACCCUGGGAGGAUGAGCUACAUGGUCGGGUACGGGACGAGAUUCCCGGCGCAGGUGCACCACCGGGGCGCGUCGGUGCCGUCCAUCGAGUUCAGCCCCGGCAAGAUCACCUGCAAGGGCGGGCUCGACUACUUGAACAAGGACGCGCCCAACCCGAACGUGAUCAUGGGCGCCAUCGUCGGAGGUCCGGAUGAAAACGACCAGUACAACGAUGACCGGAAGAAUUAUCAGCAAGGAGAGCCAUCCACUGUCACCGUCGCGCCCAUCGUCGGAGUGCUUGCAAGGCUUUUGCAGGAGUGA